This is a messenger RNA of Peromyscus californicus insignis, 1705 nucleotides long. It is a transcript of the gene Ube2b, whose product is annotated as ubiquitin conjugating enzyme E2 B. The transcript is spliced from 6 exons. Gene Ontology annotation, molecular function: ubiquitin conjugating enzyme activity. Gene Ontology annotation, biological process: DNA repair; protein polyubiquitination; proteasome-mediated ubiquitin-dependent protein catabolic process. The record is from RefSeq and is a predicted model, not a curated record. Lineage: Eukaryota; Metazoa; Chordata; Mammalia; Rodentia; Cricetidae. Gene Ontology annotation, cellular component: HULC complex. The coding region runs from base 113 to 571 and encodes 152 amino acids.
CGGCGGCGGCGGCGGCGGCGGCGACCCACAGUGAUUCGGCCGCUGUGCCGGGGGGUGGGGGGGCCGAACGGGACUCUUUUCUUUCAGACUGACCGCGGGGCAGCUGCGGAGCAUGUCGACCCCGGCCCGUAGGAGGCUCAUGCGGGAUUUCAAGCGAUUGCAGGAGGACCCACCUGUGGGGGUCAGUGGUGCACCGUCUGAAAACAACAUCAUGCAGUGGAACGCAGUUAUAUUUGGACCAGAAGGGACACCCUUUGAAGAUGGUACUUUUAAACUAGUCAUAGAAUUUUCUGAAGAAUAUCCAAAUAAACCACCAACCGUUAGGUUUUUAUCCAAAAUGUUUCAUCCAAAUGUGUAUGCUGAUGGUAGCAUAUGUUUAGAUAUCCUGCAGAAUCGAUGGAGUCCCACAUACGAUGUCUCUUCCAUCUUAACUUCAAUUCAGUCUCUGUUGGAUGAACCGAAUCCAAACAGUCCAGCGAAUAGCCAAGCAGCACAGCUUUAUCAGGAAAACAAACGGGAAUAUGAGAAGAGAGUUUCGGCCAUUGUUGAGCAAAGCUGGAAUGAUUCCUAAUAGACACCUGGUCUGUUCAUCUUUUCAUCGUUGUUGUGUAUAAUUUACCUCCCAGUAGAAAGGCUAGCAAGUUUUAAGUGCCACGGGUUUUAAGGAUUCUGCAGAGAAAAAAGAAAAAGUCCUUCAGUUUAGAACCUACAAAAGCUUGUGUAUCUUGAUUAAUGUACUUUUUAUUGCAUGGUGUGAACUAAGUUAUUGCUGCAUAAAUUUGUAAUAUAUCCUGUUUGUAUUUUUUUCCAAGUGUAUAAUGUUGGUGUGGAGUUUUCAUGACAGAAUAUACACAUUUUGUAAAUCUGUACUUUUUUCAAAUAUUGAAUGCCUUAUUUUUGAAUUCUUUAGAUUUUUAAAUUGGAGAAAAGCACUUAAAGUUUUUUAUAUAUGAAUAUUACAUGUAAAGCUGUUAAAAUACAUAACUUCAGUGCAAGAGACUUUGUCACUUAUUUCCUUAUCUGUGCAGGAGGGACUGAGAAGUCUCUAGCUCUCCGCCAGGUGAGAGCUUCAUUUCCAACUGCAGAAGAGCAUACUUCUAGUUUAUCAAGAAAGUCUGCAAAUUUGAAUCUAAACCAAUUCUGAUCUCCGGCUUUAUUUUGAAUGUACUUAUGUUAGUUCAGUUGAGUAAUUAUACACUUACUGGUCUGAUUCUGUCCAGCUCUGUAUUUGGGCCACUUGUUAACGUGCGUUUCUCAUGUUAAACUGUACCUAUUGUGACUUCACAAUUGGCACCUCGACCACGAGCAGAGCUGAUUUACUCUGCUGCGUGGCAGCACCUUCACAGGCUUUUGAUUAAGAAGAAAGUAAAACCAUCAUCAUUUACUAAAUACCGUGCCACAGUGUUAGCAAAGGCCGGUUGCGUUGGUUUGAGCAAGGCAGAUAUUUGGAAGGAAUCUUGGUGUGACUUGAAUAUUUGCAAACUACCUUUUAAUGCAGCUGCGCGCUACCUGUUUAUUCUGGAACUGUUGAGCACCAGGGCCUGCCGAGUUGCUUCUCACCUCCUCAGUUGUAUACCAGUUGUACUGCAUCUUAGUUUACUGGAUAGAUUUAAAACACAGUAUUGUAGAAAGCUACUACAAAGCUAUCCUAUGCCUUCAAAUAGUAUAGAAAAUGGAAAAUAUACCAGUAAAUUCUGUUGAACCA